AUGGCUUAUCUGUUAUGUUCUGUUCUUUCUGUCUUUUUCUGUGUGAUUAUGGAUCUGCCAGACCCUGAUAUGAUAAAUGGGCAGAGUGCUAGUCAGGCAGCUCCAGUGGGCCGUACAACCCCAAUGGUUGGUUCUGAUACACUUUCGCAGUUUGCUACGUUGAUUGCUCAGAUGAUGAGCGAGACUCAGAGUAGAGCCUCUACUGUUCGAUCUGAGGAUAUAUAUAAACAUCUACAGUUGUUUCUGAGAUUGAAACCUCCGAGGAAGGUACCAUUGGCAGUUUUUCUGUUGGAUGGGGAAGCAGAGCACUGGUGGAUAGGCCAGUCGGAGGUGAAAUUCCAAGGGAAGCUAAAUUCUUUGAUUACUUGGGAAGAAUUUUUUGAGGAAUUUCGAUCGUGGUUUGUACCUCCUUCUGCACGACAGCAGAUGCAGGAGACUUUUCUGAGACUUAUUCAGGGGAGCAGGACUGUGAUGCAGUAUGAGGCAGAAUUUACUACUUUAGCCCGUUAUGCUCCACAGUUGUGCUUCAGGACGACUGGUCAGUGCUUUAAAUGUGGUCAGCCAAGACAUCGGAUUGUAGAGUGUCCACAGGCUGGAUUCGAUAGACGAUCUGAGUUUCGAUCUGAUAGUAGACCUGUUGGUUCAGUAGGAAGACCGAGGACUGUUCCUCAACGUACUAUGACUGAAGGAUCUUCUGGUGGUAGAGGUGGUGGAUCUAGUUCUGUGGCACGGAGACCACCUACUGGUAGUCAGAGGGAGUCUAGUGGUUUAGUAGCUCCAGCUCCAGUUCAACCUCGUGUGUAUAGUUUGAGUCAGCAGGAGGCUCGAGAUGCUCCAGAUGUGGUGAUAGGUACGAUUUAUAUUUUUGAUCAACCAUGUCGUGUUUUGUUUAAUUCUGGAGCCAGUCACUUGUUUCUUUCCGAGCGUUGUUUUGAUGCUUUGCAUAUGGAUUCUAUUUUGCUACCGGUUUCUCUUUCUGUUAUUUUGCCGGCUAGAAGCAAUUUGAUCGCCUGA
Molecule: messenger RNA, 1014 nt
Organism: Dendrobium catenatum
Lineage: Eukaryota; Viridiplantae; Streptophyta; Magnoliopsida; Asparagales; Orchidaceae
Exons: 4
Coding region: 1-1014 (337 amino acids)
Molecular function (GO): nucleic acid binding; zinc ion binding
Source: RefSeq, a predicted model, not a curated record